AUCAAGUGUACACAUACUGUUUCGCAAUUUAAGUUGUGGUGUCAGUAUCUAGAGGAUGUUGAUUUGAAAAUGAAUUCAGCUAAAACCGUCAUAUGUGGAUUUGUGGUUCUAGCAGUAAUACUGCAAUAUAUCGUUGCAGUACCUUUACCAGAAGAUGAAGCAGAAAAUGAAUGUGGUCAUAUUAAAAUUGAGGAGCCAGAUCAUCUGUACAUAGGAAGAAACGUCACAAUAACUUUCUGUCCCAAUAUUUUUCAGAACGAAAAAAAGCCGUUGUUGGAUAACUCAAACAAUAAACAUUUUAAACAUGAAUGUUUAAAUGGUUGUAAAACCUCACCAUUCGUAUUUGUUCUCAUCGAAUGUUCGAGCAACCUUAACGACGCAGACUUUUUUGUGAGCUACGGCUGCCGCUCUGGUUAUGUUCGAACUCGUUUAAAAAAACUGACAGAUUGUGGUGUCUCGUACUUACGGCCAUGUACUCCAAAGCUAGGUCAGGCAGAGUUUGUAUUCAUUCCAAACACUGCUGUGACAGGAUUCAAAAAUGGAUACGUCCUGAACUGGCUUGAAACUAAUCCCGAGACAGGAAUCGAAUUGAGAGUCAACAUUUCGGAACAUAAUUACGAACAACGCAAUGAAAGCAAGUGGGCAUACGUGUUAGUAAUCCAUGACGUCAACAGAAAAAAUGGAUAUCAAUAUCGGGUUCAGUGCACUGACAGGCCGAUAGAAAAAGGUCGAGUAAAACACACAGAUAACAUUACCCUAAACGCGAUUUCACCUGUAUCUCCUGUCGUGGGACCUCUUGUGGAUAUCGAUGACUGUACAGGAUGUCUUCUUGUUGAUACAAGUCGCACUACUUACAAAGACAUAUUUUGCACAAGUCAGGGGGCAGCCAAUACAAGAGUCACCCUUAAAAUAAAUAGAUGCACAUACCGUACAGAAAAUGAUGGUAACGGAACAUACAGGACUAUCAUCACAUCCUCUUUUGAUGAAUACGAUCAUUUGAAACAAGCUGUGUGCUCUGCAUCUACAUGCGCCACCACAAGUGCCACACUUUAUGUUGCAGUUCAGCCAGAUGAACUGAAGCUUAACGUUCCUGUACCUGUUUUACGCAAAGGAGUUGAUCCAAACAUUACAUGUUCAUCUAAAGGAGGACGUCCAAGAUCAGUUUUAACAUUCUUUCUCAACGGCAAUAAAAUAUCGUCUACCCAGAUAGAUCAGUAUGACAACACUACGCGCACUUACAACAGUGUUGCGACAGUAACUGAAGUUCCCGAUAAGAAUUGGGAUGGAGGAGAUAUACUAUGUACUCGAAUUCAACUACAUACCGACUCGUUGAACGUUACAAGCGAAAUUAAAGUGGCAUAUACAUAUCCACCAAAAAUCCAGAUUAAUACAUCAAGCCCACUAAUAAUCGAAGAGGGGUCAACACAACAGACCACGUGUCUCGCGGAAAGUUACCCACCUUCCAACAUCACGUGGAGUUUCACACAAGAUGGACGAGAAGAAACGAGCUCUUGUUUCGGCGCCACAUCGUGCUCUGUUUUUGUGUCAGGUUUACGGGACGGAGAGAAACGGGAAUAUAUGUGCUCCGUGGUGCAUAUGUUACUUGCGUCAAACAAGUCCUUCGUUGCGGAAGGAAGAGCCCGAAAGUCCGAAAUCACACAGGACGAACAAGGCGGAAGCUCGGCAUUAGUGGGCGGCUUAGUUGGAUCCUGUGUGUUACUGGCAGGUGUGGCAGCCAUGAUCAUAGUGUGUUACUGGAAACGACGGCAACAUAAACGAAGAACUCAUCGAAAUGAUACUGUGCAGAGGUCCCAUGAAAUACACGUUUCUGUCACCAAUGAUGACCAACUCGUUGAGUACGCUGUUGUGUCGAAGACAAGUAAAAGCACUGUCUCCAAGCACGUGAAUACUUCUGUACAGAAGUCCAUUGUUUCAAAAGAAAACACAAACAUCCCGUCAGUUGACGUUAACCAUACCGAUCCAAAACCAUUGGUCUCCACGAAUACCCUUACCGCAAGCACGGCGGAUGAAUACGCAGUCGUCUCGAAGACAUGUCCCAACCCAGCUAUUGUACAUGCAAGAGGCAAAGCGCCACCGAAAACGGAUGCGAGCGGUGAUCAGCUUGUUUACGUGGAGUUGGAUAGAGAUGUGCUGGAAACAAGACCUUCAGCGGCCAGACCUGUGCAGGGGGAGGCUGUAGAAUAUGUGGGCAUUGACUUCUCAAAGAAGGCGACAAUUGAGAAGGAUGACAACAUGUAUACCAAUAAAUGAUUGAUCUGUAUGGCGAUAUUGCCUUUUAUUCGGAGUUGAAUGCAAGGGAAUAGAGUGGUACGAACGUGCUCCAUGAAAACGCGAGGACACCUAUAGAUAUAUUUGAAUAUUUUUUUACUUCGCACAUCGUUCGUUCUUUGUUUUACAUGCCAUUUUGAAAUAUGUGCAUAGUCGCAUAUAUCAUUACUUUGUUAAAAACGUAUGUGUGAAUAAGCUCAUCCAUAAAUAAGAAUUGCUAAAUAAAAAAGACAUUAAAAAAAAUUAAAUACGAGUAAAUAAUAUGCAAAAGAAACUUCAGCCUAUUUUGUUCGCAUUUGAUACAUACGGUUAGAAUGUAUAUGUAUGAUACAAACGUAUUUAUAACUGAACGGUAUGUUGAACUGAACAUUAAAUCACAGUAUGAGUGGAAUUAAUAUUGGCAGAGUUUGAAAAAUAUAUUUAAACAUGUUAAACAUGUAAUCAGCAUAACAUACGUAAUCAAUGUAAAGUUUGUAUUAGCACAUAGAUUUAAGUUUGCAUAUUGCACGUGAUCAUUGCAAUUAACUUUUGUUUUAUUUGAGCCAUACUGUUGCUUGACUCUUACAGUAUGUUUGUUGACUAGCGUAAAUUUUAAAAUACUACGAAGUCCAGCUUUGUAAACUAAGAAUACUGUGCGCAAAACGAAAAUAAAAAUGUUACUCGCAGUUAAAGUGUUUUACGCGGGAAACAGAUAAUAAUAAUGAUAAUAAUAAUGUGUAAUCUUGAUAGUUUGUCGCAUUUAUUUGGUUUUAAUAGAUUGUUGCGUUUGUAGGCCAAUUGAUUGAUUUUAGGCCAGAUGUGGUUAUUGAAAGGAAAUCAGAUUUUGUCGAAAGAAAUAUGUCGGUCAAUAAUAACAUAUUUUACAAAUGGUAUAGCACAGCCUAACAAAACCAAAUCUUUUUUUAUCAUGUUCAUGUCUCGACCGAAUGGCUCGGUCGGUUCAGAUGUCUUUUGCUUUUGUGUCACUUUCAUACACAAAACAACAAAAGCAUUCCCAUGUUGAAACAACGAAACGAAGGCUUAAGUGACACAUUUUGUAUUAUUCAGUAAA
Dreissena polymorpha is the source of this 3340-nucleotide messenger RNA. RefSeq lists its product as uncharacterized. The record is from RefSeq and is a predicted model, not a curated record. The transcript has 11 exons. NCBI's taxonomy places the organism in Eukaryota, Metazoa, Mollusca, Bivalvia, Myida, Dreissenidae. The coding region runs from base 70 to 2271 and encodes 733 amino acids.